Messenger RNA from Ornithodoros turicata, 1380 nucleotides. RefSeq lists its product as uncharacterized. Lineage: Eukaryota; Metazoa; Arthropoda; Arachnida; Ixodida; Argasidae. The record is from RefSeq and is a predicted model, not a curated record. The transcript is spliced from 5 exons. Bases 167 to 955 code for a protein of 262 amino acids.
GCAGUGUGGUGUGGUGUGGUCUGGGCGAACAUGGUGUCUGGUGACAGCGUCCCCAUGUGGCGUCCGCGUCGUGUCUGUGUUUCUUGAAACUGAAACCUCAAUCUUAUGGUUUCAGUAAUGGAUUAGGGCAUUGUGUGACUGCUCCAAGAACCUUUCUUUUUGCGUUAUGUUUGGUGUAUCCUUACCUGAUUAUUUUUUUGCGUGCGCUACCAAGGUGAAAUUCGUGCCCAACGCCAACCGCAUCCUCCUAGCUGUGUGGCUCAUCAGCAGUUUUAUCAUCAUUAAUUUAUUCAACGGUGUGGCGAAGGCGACGCUCAUGGCCAAGUCAGACGUUACCAGAGUCGAGUCUGUGGACGACAUCCUCAAGUAUCCAAAGCUCCGGCCCAUUACCAUAAUGCUGUCUCCCUUCACCACAAUGCUACAGAUAUCUUCAUUGCCCGUUCAUCAGAAACUGUAUCGCCGUAUGGUAGAAAUGAGAGGAGAACUGGAGGUCUCAGAAGUUUUCAGCCGCUCCACCUUAGAAGACGUGGUGCAGCAGAAGGCAGUGAUCAUCGCGGAUGGACUCACCAGCCGCGUGCAACUGUCCCUUUUCUGCAAUUCCUUGAACGGUUUCUUCCACGUAGGCAGCGAACCCCUGAAGCACGUCCGUUCCGUCUAUUACGCCCGCAAAGACCUUAACAGCAGCUUCAUGGAGAAGUACAACAUGAGGAUCCGAUGGCUCGUACAGCAACCGCUGCCAUUCCUGCGGGCAGAAGAACUAUUUCCUAAGGGGUCCACGUGCUUUCUGGACAGCUAUAGUCUCGACCGAACUAGUUCAUACCAAGCCCUUCGCAUGGAAGACAUGCACACGGCAUUUAUUGUGCUUGGUUUCCUCUACAUAGUUUCUUUCCUGUUCUUCGGCGUAGAGGUUACAUAUUUUUAUGCUGAACGUAUCUUGACAAAAUGGAAACAUUAAAUUGGCCGGUGCGGUUCGUCCACUAUGCCAUCAUCGGCGGCGCCAGAUAUUGCACCAUUCACUGUGACGUUUCUAUGGAAAGCUGAGUCGACAAAGAACCUGCACGUCCGUGAAGAAUCCCAUGAAUAGAAGCACAAAGUUGUUAAGUUUUCUAGUGACCGAAUCUAUUGUGUCUUUCCGUUCACUGAAGCCGUGGGAAGGGAACCUCCCUCUUCUUUUUGAGAGUAUUUCGAACACGAUGAUCAGAGUGGCAUUUGUUAACCAGUAAAUAUCUACAAUAUACAUAGGGUCAUGCAAUGUAUGCUUCUUACACACAUAGGGAAAUAUGUAAUUCGUAGACUCAAAUGUGCGCACGAAUGUGGGAGAUGUGUAGCAUCAUGUCCUAGUGAUGCUAUGAGAGGCGUUGUCGUGUCUUCAGCUGGACU